This is a messenger RNA of Hyaena hyaena (striped hyena), 2820 nucleotides long. RefSeq names its product BCL6B transcription repressor (gene BCL6B). The record is from RefSeq and is a predicted model, not a curated record. The transcript is spliced from 10 exons. Gene Ontology annotation, molecular function: protein binding; DNA-binding transcription factor activity, RNA polymerase II-specific; RNA polymerase II cis-regulatory region sequence-specific DNA binding. Gene Ontology annotation, biological process: regulation of transcription by RNA polymerase II. Bases 63 to 1472 code for a protein of 469 amino acids. Lineage: Eukaryota; Metazoa; Chordata; Mammalia; Carnivora; Hyaenidae. Gene Ontology annotation, cellular component: nucleus.
AGAGACCCCGCCCCCCUGAGAAGAGACGCCGCAGCCCCUGCAGGACGGGGGCCUGCGUCGCGAUGGGCUCCACCGCCGCCCCGGAGGGGGCGCUGGGCUACGUCCGCGAGUUCACGCGCCACUCCUCCGACGUGCUGGGCAACUUGAACGAGCUGCGCCUGCGCGGGAUCCUGACUGACGUCACGCUGCUGGUUGGCGGGCAACCCCUUCGCGCCCACAAGGCGGUUCUCAUCGCCUGCAGUGGCUUCUUCUAUUCAAUUUUCCGAGGCCGCGCAGGAGUGGGGGUGGACGUGCUCUCCCUGCCCGGUGGCCCCGAAGCCGGUGGCUUCGCUCCCCUGCUGGACUUCAUGUACACUUCACGCCUUCGCCUCUCUCCCGCCACUGCGCCCGCGGUCCUUGCGGCCGCCACCUACUUGCAGAUGGAGCACGUGGUCCAGGCAUGCCACCGCUUCAUCCAGGCCAGCUAUGAACCUCUGGGCGUCUCUCUGCGGCCUUUGGAGGCAGGACCUCCCACGCCGCCAACCGCCCCUCCCCCGGGCAGUCCCAGGCGCUCGGAAGGACACCCGGACCCACCUACUGAGUCUCGCAGCUGCAGUCAAGGCAGCCCAGACCCCAAGGCCUGCAACUGGAAAAAGUACAAGUUCAUCGUGUUAAACUCUCAGGCCUCCCACGCGGGGAGCCUGGCGGGGGAGACGAGUUCUGGUCAGCUUUGCCCCCAAGCCGGGCUCCCCAGUGGGGAUGAGGCUUCCAGCAGCAGCGGCAGUGAAGAAGGACCCAUUCCUGGUCCCCAGAGCAGGCUCUCCCCCACUGCUGCCACAGGACAGUUCAAGUGUGGGGCUCCAGUCAAUACCCCCCAUCUCCUCGCAGCCCCGGCUCAAGAGACCACUGGGUCACACUCUGGGCCGGCUUGUCCCCCACCAGGAAGUGAAUUUUUCAGCUGCCAGAACUGUGAGGCUGUGGCCGGGUGCUCGUCGGGGCUGGAUCCCUUGGCUCCUGGGGAUGAGGACAAACCUUACAAGUGUCAGCUGUGCCGGUCCGCCUUCCGCUACAAAGGCAACCUGGCCAGUCACCGCACGGUGCACACAGGGGAGAAGCCAUAUCACUGCUCCAUCUGCGGGGCCCGCUUCAACCGGCCGGCCAACCUGAAAACGCACAGCCGCAUCCAUUCCGGAGAGAAACCGUAUAAGUGUGAGACGUGCGGCUCGCGCUUCGUGCAGGUGGCGCACCUGCGCGCGCACGUGCUCAUCCACACCGGGGAGAAGCCCUAUCCCUGCCCGACCUGCGGCACUCGCUUCCGCCACCUACAGACCCUCAAGAGCCACGUUCGCAUCCACACCGGGGAGAAGCCUUACCACUGCGACCCCUGCGGCCUGCAUUUCCGGCACAAGAGUCAACUACGGCUGCAUCUGCGCCAGAAGCACGGAGCUGCCACCAACACUAAAGUGCACUACCACAUUCUGGGGGGGCCGUAGCCGAGCGCCGCCCCAGAUCCCGCUCACCUCCUGGAAGCCGGGAGAGUUGCGCUCACGCCCGGGCCUCCCUGUUGGCCUUGGGCACGAGGAGACGGGUGGUGUGCAAGGCCCCUCUGGAGCCUUUAUGGUGAGCCCGACUGGGAAGUUUAGUAAGUGUCUCCUGGGGGCUGUGCAUGUGGGGGGCGCUGUCAGUGUUGGAGGUGGGUGGGGAUGAUCGGAGAGGCCUUCUCUUACGGCCCUAACCCCCAAGAGUCCGGCCACCUGGGUUCGGCCGCACCACGUCUGUCUGGCAUGAACUGGGCUUUAGUUGAGCCCAGAAUCCACCUCCUGAGGCUUGUUCUGAGCACUGAGUUGAUCCCUCAAUGAGGGAGAGAGAUCUGAAAUUCCUUAUCGGAGGUGGUGCAAGCUUUGCGGGUUCUGCCCAGCCUCUAAGAAUGGUAUGACCUGCGGAUGAAAUUAUGAAACUCUUUAUCUUGACUAAGAGCUGAGUCAUGAUGAGUCCUUUACUGCUGAUGUGUCUGGAUUUGAAAGUUCCUUGGGAGUCUCUCUACCUGAACAAACCCCUUCUCUCCUUAGUGGGGUUUUGGACGUCUUCUGACAAGUGGUCAGAUUCUGGGAACUUUGUUGCCCCUAGAAGUCACUGGUGCUUGGUAACUUUCUUGCUUUAAAGAAGCCAGGUCUGUGACCGGGCCUUCCGGCCACUCCGUUCCUGCCUGAAACCAGUGAAUGCAAUAGGAUCUUCCAUAGGGAGAGAAAAGGGGCUGAGUUCCAGUCUGGAUUUGCUAGAGUUUGGGAUUAUGAUUGGGAUUGCGGUUGGGAUUUGAGAUUUAAAAGAAUAACUGACUGAUGGACUUUCCAGUUGGCCAAGUGCCUGGGUCGGAUGGAGAGAUUUGUAGGUUGGUCGAGGGGCCCAGGCUCCAGUAUAGGCCACGUAGGUAGAAAGUUGCGAAUGGAGUUGCCUCUUAACUAGAAUGUCUGGAAUGUGAGAUGAUACUCUGAAGCCUUGAUUUAUGGUCUUUCCCCUCCUUGGGAGCUCUUUGAUUGCAGGGUGUGGGUGGAGGGUAAGGAGCACUUUGAAUUUCUGGGGUGGAGCUUGCUCAAGACAGGUCGGCACUAAUUGCUGCCCCUUGAGGACAGGUGAGAAGGCAACUUUUCUCUCUUUCCCUCUUACUCCCGCCGCGGAGUUGAAAGCAGGGAGGGAAAGCAGAAGAGAGAUAUGAGAAGGAACCAUGAUUUUUUUUUUUUUUUUUUUUUAGCCAAUUGGAUGGGCAAGUGGAGAGCACCUAGGGGUGGAAAUGUUAGAUCUUGCAAGAUCAGAAUCUUGGAAUAAAGAAGCCUCUCUGUGCUG